Saccoglossus kowalevskii is the source of this 744-nucleotide messenger RNA. RefSeq names its product formin-like protein 5-like. NCBI's taxonomy places the organism in Eukaryota, Metazoa, Hemichordata, Enteropneusta, Harrimaniidae. The record is from RefSeq and is a predicted model, not a curated record.
CAAAGGAGGCCAGUCGCCAGUCGUGACCCUGGAAAAAUAAGACGACCAAAUGUCAGAGUAUAUGACAAUAUGAAAGAUGGUGCUGAACUGAGUCAAACAAGUGGACCGCCGAGUAUUGCCUCAUCAGGUACACCUUCCAGGCCUAUGAGUAUAGAUUUCCCAUCUGAUGGGAGCUCUGCUCAUGGAUCGUCUCCAAAUCUACAGCAGGCUGAUGAGGAAAACGACUACAGGGUAUCUCUGGUAAAUCGUCAAAGGAGUAUCAAUUCGAAUGCGCAUCGACCUAAACCGUCAGCGGCGCCUCCAGCACCUCCCAUGAACAAUCAUACUGGGAUGGGUGCGCCGCCUCCUCCUCCUCCACCACCCCCGCCAAUGUACCCAGGACCCACGCAAAAUUUCAAUCACGCGCAUAUGAACAAUACAUUCCCUGCUUCCCAUGUAUCCAUGGAUGAUCUACCCCCGCCUCCUCCACCUAAUGGCGUUGCAGUGGACAUCUCAAAUACUCAAAAACCAGUCAGCGUGACAGGAUCAGUGCCUCCACCUCCUCCUCCUCCACCACCUCCAGGACCACUGACUGGUAAUAUACCCCCAGCUCCACCUCCUCCAUCACUGAAUCAGGAAGUGAAGCAACCCUUGUCACCAUCACCAGAUACCGGUUCACCAGCUAAGACCCAACCUAAAGGUGAUGGUAGAAGUGACUUGUUAUUUGCAAUAAGAGAAGGCAUUCCUUUAUCACUGACUCAUUGA